Molecule: messenger RNA, 1709 nt
Organism: Mercurialis annua (annual mercury)
Lineage: Eukaryota; Viridiplantae; Streptophyta; Magnoliopsida; Malpighiales; Euphorbiaceae
Product: putative F-box/FBD/LRR-repeat protein At5g22670
Exons: 3
Coding region: 42-1472 (476 amino acids)
Molecular function (GO): protein binding
Source: RefSeq, a predicted model, not a curated record
GCGGUGUACUUAAACUUUUACCCUCUAUUAAAGUGUCCCCAAUGAUUCAUUGUGCAAGUCUGAUGGACUUUAAAGUUUCAAUGUCGACACCAAAUCAGCAUAAUAGAGACAUAAUAAGUAGUUUGCCAGAUGAUGUAGUUUGUCACAUAUUGUCAUAUUUGGACACUAAACAAGCUAUCGGAACAACUAUUCUGUCCAAAAGAUGGCGUCACGCUUGGACUCGUCUUGUCGAUUUCAAUUUCGAUGACAAGAAUUAUUGUAUUAAUAGGCGAAAUUUCUUCACAACAUUCGUAGACAAGGUCUUGCUUCUUCAUCGUGGUGCAGGUGCAAUUAAAAAAUUAAUAUUCGACACUCGGUGCUUCCCUCACGAACACAUAAAUCCAUGGAUUUGCGCCGCAGUUAUGCAAAAUAUUGAGGACCUCGAUCUAUGCACAACCGACAGAACUCAACAAUACUUAAGCAUACCCCAAAUUCUUUUUAGUUGCAAGACCAUAAAGUCUCUGCAGCUUUACUUUCGUGUUGAUUUCCGGGUAACUGGCGACUCUCUUGUAUGGCUUCCAAGUCUCAGAGUUCUUCAUCUUAAUUUUGUUUAUAGUUUUGAUAGUCUUACCAUGCACAAAAUCUUAGCCAAUGCUCCAGUUCUUGAAGAAUUAUCAAUUGAUACACGCCUUCCUCCUAAUUAUGGCUCCAACACUUUGCGUAUUCAGUCAUCAUCUCUAAAGCGUUUCUUCAUUAAGAGUUUUGACACGACCAGAGGCUUUCGUAUGGUAAUUAAAGCUCCGAAACUGGAGUAUCUUAUGCUAACCGAUUUCCACUCCGAAGAAUUUGAAAUAGAGAGGUUAUCAUCACUGGCUUAUGCAUUUAUUCGUGUUCGAUAUCUAACAAAUAACAUAAAUCAUGUUUCCUAUGGGAAUCAAGUGGUUAAUCUACUAACAAAAAUUAACAAUGUCAAGGUGUUGCGCUUACAAGCAUCAACACUAGAGGUUCUUGCUAAGGCACCAGAUAAUAAUUUUCCAAACUUUCUUAAUUUAGUGCAAUUAAAGCUGAAGGCUAGGCAAAAUGAUUGGCGAAUGCUACCUAAGAUGUUAAAUUCCUCUCCGAAAUUGGAACUACUUACUCUCAUUAGAAAGGCUCCUGUAUUUCUAGAAUCAGGCAAUGAUAUAGUGCCUCGUGAGGCGAUUUUUAAAGAAGAAUCGGUACCCAAGUGCUUGUUGUCCUCCCUCGAGACACUGGAAUUCAAAGAUUUUGAAGGGAAUGCAGCAGAGAUGCAAGUCUUAGAAUAUCUUUUGAAGAAUGCAAGUCUCCUAAAAGUGUUUAGAAUCUCAUUGUCUGCUACAAUUGGUUUUGACAAAGAGAAUCACACUCUCAGUAUGCUCAGUGUGUUUUCAGAGACCGCUAACGCAUGCCGAAUGUUAAUCACUUGGAGAGUUAAGAAAACUCCCAAGAGUCGUGCUUUUUUAAUGGGAUGUUAGUUACUGAAUUCUGAUAAUGUGCGAUAAUACCGUUAAUAAGUUAAUCGGAUACAACCUUAGAGCUAUCGAUUUGUCGACCAUACAUAUGUCUUUCUAAUGAUAACUUUCUGAUUUUGCUUAAUUUGACUCAAGACUGUUAGGAUUUCUUAUGUAUAAUUCAAGUUUCUCCAAGAAUUCUGAUGAUCUAUAAAGGAUACAUAAGAUUCAGCAUGGAACAAAUAGAGCUUUUUAAGAGCA